CAGACUGUUAGGCGAAAAUGGUUCACAUGUUUGUUUUGUCCUGUUUGUGCUCCUGGCAUCUUGUUGGUGUGUUCCUUGUGGACACCGAUGAAAUGAAGACGGUGUCAGUGAUGGAAGGAGAUUCUGUAACUCUUAAAACUGGUGUUACUAAAAUACAGGAAGAUGAUCUGAUAAUGUGGAUGUGUGGAGACUCUUGCAUAGCUAAACUCAACGUGUCAGCCCAAAUCAUCUCUGAAAGUAAUGAGAAAUUCAGAGGCAGACUGCAUCUGGACUAUCAGACUGGAUCUCUCACCAUCACAAACAUCACAACCACAGACUCUGGACUUUAUAAAGCACAGAUCAUUGGAAAUAAGGUGUCAAGGAAAAGUUUCAAUGUUACUGUCAAUGCUCAUCUGCCCAUUCCUGUGAUCACCAGUUACUGUCCACAAUAUUCUCCAUCUUCUGAAAGUUUACGGCACUCGAAAUGUGUGUUGCUGUGUUCAGUGGUGAAUGUGACACAGGUGACUCUCUCCUGGUACAAAGGAAACAGUUUAUUCUCCUCCAUCAGUGUGUCUGAUCUCAACAGCAGUCUCUCUCUACCUCUGGAGGUGGAAUAUCAGGAGAACAACAUCUACAGAUGUGUGAUCAACAAUCCCAUCAGAAACCAGACUAAACAUCUCAACAUUAAUGAAGUCUGUCAGCCGUGUUCAGACUGUGUCCGCUGUUGUGACACUACUGAAGCUGUGAUCCGAUUGGUCGUCUGUGCUCUGAUGGGCGUGGCUGCUUUGGCUGCUGUUGUUGUUCUGGUUUACGACAUCAGAUCCAGACAAUCAACAAAAAACAGCAGCUCAGAAGUCAACAUCAGCCCCUCACUGAUGGAGUAUUAACCCUAUAAUGCCACACAAUUCAUAUUUGAUACAUGUUUUUCAAAAGCCUCUACGUCAUCAAUGUGAUCAAAACUUUGCUGAAAUACCUGUUGAAUCCAAUGUACUAAAUGUCUACUGCCUCCGGGUGGAAGCUUCUGUGCUCUGCUGCAAGUAGAUGACAAUAGCUGUGUCCAAAAUAGCGUGAUGUCAGAGUGUGUACUGUUAUUUGAUAAAAGAUGCACUUCUCGGCCAGUAAAACAGUACGUUCUUUAGGCAUGCAUGCGAGUAGUAUGAAGAGAUUUCAGAUGUAAUUCAUCCGGUAACAUGGGCAUUGUCUCGUGACCCGAAUGUAUGAUGUAAUAAGAACAACUGUGAAAAUAAUCUACUCUGGUUUUGUAAACAAGCACUCUUUUAACCACAACUUUCUUGGCAUAUAUAGCACUUACAGUUGAAAAGAGCUGCCCAUUUUGCUGUUCUCCACCAUUUUUUAAAAUCCAGCAAUCGAACAUGUUUUCUCAGCUCCCGUGGGAUUAUGGGAUAAUCAAGUGUCCAGAGCCGCACUUCAGAAUAUCACUGGAAAUCGUAGGUCAUCCGGGUAUUCCUUGCUUACUCUUUAAUGAAUACUGAGGAUUCGGAAAUACUACUCCACUGACAUACUAUUUUAGGCAUACCAUAUCGUAGGGAAGUAUGCAAAUUUGGAUGCAGCUCUUGUAAUAUCGUUUCCAAAACAAGCUGUGAAAAAGUAUUUGCCCCCAUCCUGAUUACAUGUUUUUGUGUAUAUCUCACACUAAAUUGUUUCAAAAAUUAAAACAAAAUCUAACAUACAACAAAGGUAAUCUGAGUAAAAACAAAAUACAGUUUUUAAAUGCUGAUGUUAUUUAUUGAAGCAAAAAUGUUAUCCAAUACCAACUGGGCCUGUGUGAAAAAGUAUUUGCCCACUUAGUUACUAAAUCCCCAAAUCUAUGAAACUGCAUUCAUAAUGGGGUUCAGCUGGACUAGACACAACCAGACCUGAUUAAUGCCAGCCCUGUUCAAACAAAUCAACACCUAAAUAUAACUUUUUCAGCAGCAUGAAGUUGGCUAAAAGGUCUCACCCAGUAGCACACUAUGCCAAGGUGGAAAGAAAUUCCAGAAGUGAUGAGGAAAAAGGUGAUUAAAAUACAUCAGUCUGGGAAGAGUUACAAAGCUAUUUCAAAGGCUCUGGGACUCCAAAGAACCACAAUGAGAGCCAUUAUCUUCAAAUGGAGAAAACUUGGCACAGUAGUGAACCUUCCCAGAAGUGGCCGACCUUCCAAAAUUCCUCCAAGAUCACAGCGGCGACUCAUCCAGGAAGUCACAAAAAAGCCUAGGACAACAUCCAAGGAACUGCAGACCUCUCUCGCAUCAAUAAAGGUCACUGUUCAUGACUCCACUAUCAGAAAGACACUGGCCAAAAAUGCCAUCCAUGGAAGAGUGGCGAGGCGAAAACCACUGCUAUCCCAGUUUUUGCCAAAACACACCUUGAUGAUCCUCAAACCUUUGGGAGAAUGUUCUGUGGAAUGAUGAGUUGAAAGUGGAACUGUUUGGAAGACAGGUGUCCCGUUACAUCUGGCGUAAAUCAAACACAGAAUUCCACAAAAAGAACAUCAUACCUAUGGUCAAGCAUGGUGGUGGUAGUGUGAUGGUGUGGGGAUGCUUUGCUGCUUCAGGGCGACUUGCAAUAAUUGAGGAAAACAUAAAUUCUGCUCUCUACCAGAAAAUCCUAAAGGAGAACGUCCGGUCAUCAGUCCGUGAGUUGAAGCUCAAGCGCAUCUGGAUUAUGCAGCAAGAUCCAAGUGAUCCAAAGCAUAGGAGUAAGUCCACCUCUGAAUGGCUCAAAAGAAACAAAAUUAAAGUUUUGGAGUGGCCUAGUCAAAGUCCUGACUUGAACCCGAUUGAGAUGCUGUGACAGGACCUUAAAUGGGCAGUUCAUGCUCGAAAAACCCUCCAGUAUGGCUGAACUAAAGCAGUUCUGCAAAGAAGAGUGGGCCAAAAUUACCCCACAGUGUUGUGAAAGACUGAUCUCCAGUUAUCGGAAGCGUUUGGUUGCAGUUGUUGCUGCUAAAGGUGGCGCAACCAGCCAUUAAGUUUAAGGGGGCAGUUAGUUUUUCACAUGGGUGAUAUAGGUGUUGGAUAACUUUUUUGCUUCAAUAAAAAAAAUAUAUAAUUGAAACCUGUAUUUUGUGUUUAUUCAGGUUGCCUUCAGGAAGAAAUCAGGCAAAUACUUUUUUCACAGCAAUGUAGCUGUCUUCAUAUUGCUAUGCCAUCUUUUUGAUGUGAAAUAUUUUCUGAUUUUGAUAAAGUAAAAGUAACAAUGUUUGUGUUGUUACUGACAUUUCAAAAUGAGUAUUUGCUGAUUUGUAUCAACUUGUGUUUGCUUAAAAUUUCUUAAGUUCUAGAAAACUCGUGUUGAAAUGUGUGUAUCAAAUAUGACACAACAGGCUUUUGAGGUAUACCUCUCAAUCAUCAUUUCAUUCCCUUCAUGCCAACCACAAAAAAAAAAAAAAAAGCUUUGAAAAUUAUGAAAUAUUUGUUAUAGAUUUUAAGUGUGAACUAAUAUUUACAUGUAUUCCUAUAUAUGCAACCUGUUCUGUCAUUUUAAAGAUUUCAUUGUUUUACAUAAGCUAUUUUGAUAUCAUACUAUAACCUCCUGUGAGCCAGCAAAAGAAAAAAGGUUUUAAAAUCUCACUUUUUUUUUCAAAGUCAAUAUAGUGUUUGGUGCACACCAAAACAUAUGUUCGUAUUUAUUAUAUA
This is a messenger RNA of Myxocyprinus asiaticus (Chinese sucker), 3617 nucleotides long. RefSeq names its product SLAM family member 9-like. NCBI's taxonomy places the organism in Eukaryota, Metazoa, Chordata, Actinopteri, Cypriniformes, Catostomidae. The record is from RefSeq and is a predicted model, not a curated record. The coding region runs from base 18 to 866 and encodes 282 amino acids. The transcript is spliced from 4 exons.